AUGUAAACUAGUACUAAAUUAGGUUGUUACACAUGUCAUGACACCCCGCAAAAAUGCAUAUAUGGAGUGCGAUUACAACAACACACACACAUAAACCUAUGGAUUAUCCAACCUUCUUUCACAUAUUUUCUUCCCUUCUAACAAUCAUCUACGCCCUGAUCACCAUCUCCGGCCGCCACAACUCCCGGCUUCCCCCAGGGCCUUACCCUUUUCCGGUCAUCGGAAACCUGUUAAAACUCAGCGACAAACCCCAUCAGUCUCUGGCUACACUCUCAAAACGUUAUGGUCCUUUGAUGUCACUUAAGCUUGGAAGUAGAACAACGAUAGUUGUUUCAUCACCUGAUAUUGCCAAAGAGUUCUUUCACACACAUGAUAUAUCCUUCUCUGGUAGAACGGUUCCCGACACCGCCCGGAUAGUUGACCAUGAUAAAUACUCCAUAGCGUGGUUGCCAACAGGAGAGCAGUGGCGUAAACUACGAAGAAUAGGUAGAGAAUAUUUGUUCUCCGUACAACGUCUAGAUGAUAGCCAACUCCUACGUGGGGAGAAGGUACAAGAACUUCUUAACCAUGUCCAAAGAUGUUGUACAAAUGAAAAGGCUGUGAAUAUAGGUGCAAGUGCCUUCACAACAACUCUUAACGUUCUCUCAAAAUUUAUAUUCUCUGUUGAUUUUGCUCAAUACGAUACUAUUUCAUCACAAGAGUUUAAGGAAGCCGUGAUGGCUUUGGUGGAAUUAGCUGGGAAGCCGAAUCUAGCCGACUUUUUUCCAAUAUUAAAACCUUUGGAUCCACAAGGAUUAGUACGGAAAGGAAAUGUUUAUGGUAAAAAGUUGUUGACUAUUUUCGAUAGAAUCAUUAAUCAACGCUUGCAAUUAAGAUCGAGUUCAAUGUCAACAAACAUUGAUGUUUUGGACUUGUUGCUCAACGUUGUCCAGAAAGAUGAAUCAAUCUUUAGUCGAGAUGACAUGAGACAUUUCUUCUAUGCUUUAUUUAUCGCGGGAACCGAUACAACAUCCGGCACAUUAGAGUGGGCAAUGGCUGAGCUUAUCCAUAACCCAGAGAAAAUGGAAACUGCUCGAUCAGAGAUCAUAAAACUCAUGCAAAACAACAAAGGGAAUAUACAAGAAAUGCAUAUAUCUCAGCUCCCGUACUUACAAGCUAUUAUAAAAGAAACUUUACGACUACAUCCACCUGUCCCUUUUCUAAUUCCUCACCAAGCCCUACACGAUGUAGAAGUUCAAGGUUUCAUCGUGCCUAAAAAUGCACAAAUCAUUUGUAAUAUUUGGGCUAUGGGGCGUGACCAUAACAUUUGGCCAAACCCAAAAAAGUUCAUGCCUGAAAGAUUUUUAAAAGUCAAGAUUGACUAUAAAGGCCAAGAUUAUGAGUUUAUUCCAUUUGGUGCAGGCAGGAGGAUAUGCCCGGGAUUGAAUAUUGCUCAUAGAAUGUUGCAUAUAAUGUUGGGAUCUUUGAUUCAUAAGUUUGAGUGGAAACUUGAAGGAAAUAUAAGAGCACAAGAUAUGGAUAUGGAGGAGAAGUUUGGGCUCACAUUACCAAGAAAAGUACCACUCAUGGCCAUUCCGAUCAAAGUUUGAUGGUUUUUAGAUCGUUGUUAUUGGAUCAUAAUAUCAUAUACCUUAUAAUCAUGACAACAUGACAUUUGAGAAGAUCCUUGUCAUUAUGAACAAAAUGUAAAUGUAAGAAAUUAAAAAAAACUGAUGGUUUUAUAUUGAUACUUAAAAUUAUUUGUUGAA
Lactuca sativa (garden lettuce) is the source of this 1748-nucleotide messenger RNA. Its product is annotated as cytochrome P450 76T24. NCBI's taxonomy places the organism in Eukaryota, Viridiplantae, Streptophyta, Magnoliopsida, Asterales, Asteraceae. The record is from RefSeq and is a predicted model, not a curated record. Gene Ontology annotation, molecular function: monooxygenase activity; iron ion binding; oxidoreductase activity, acting on paired donors, with incorporation or reduction of molecular oxygen.